This is a messenger RNA of Aedes albopictus (Asian tiger mosquito), 3444 nucleotides long. RefSeq lists its product as uncharacterized. The record is from RefSeq and is a predicted model, not a curated record. Gene Ontology annotation, biological process: DNA integration. NCBI's taxonomy places the organism in Eukaryota, Metazoa, Arthropoda, Insecta, Diptera, Culicidae. Gene Ontology annotation, molecular function: nucleic acid binding. Bases 1 to 3444 code for a protein of 1147 amino acids. The transcript is spliced from 2 exons.
AUGUUUGUAGGAGCCGAGAAGUUCUAUGAGCUUCUGCAAUCUCGUAAAAUUCGACUGGCUGGAGAUCUUCCUCAGCUGCAAGAAAGCUUGUUGGGUUGGUUAGUCGCCGGGCCAGUGUACAACACACAAAACGUAGUCAGCGUUCAGGCGACUUACACGCGAGGUAACGAUGGCAGGUACAUCGUGCAGCUACCGUUCCGUGAAGAUGCAGGUCAACUAGGCGACUCCCGUGCCCAAGCAGAACAGCGGUUCAAGGCACUGGAGAAGAGAUUGGACAAAAGCCCAGAAUUGAAGCAGAUGUACUCGCGUUUCAUACACGAGUAUCUUGAGUUAGGUCACGCGACGGUGCUAAAGGAAGGCGAGAAGGAUGCUAAAGACGCGUACUACCUUCCUCACCAUUGUGUGCUGAAACCCGAAAGUUCGUCAACAAAACUGAGGGUAGUGUUUGAUGCAUCGGCCAAGACUACGACUAAUCUUUCGCUUAAUGAUGUGUUGAUGGAAGCACCGAUCGUCCAGAGCGCCUUGUUUGAUAUCGUAUUGAGGUGGAGAUUGCCGAGAUACGUUUUCUCCGGGGAUGUAAGGCAAAUGUACAGACAGGUGUUAGUACAUCCUGAGCAUACCAAAUAUUCGAGAUGCCUUUUCCGAGACGACAAAACACAACAAAUCCAGGAUUUGGAGCUGAGGCGAGUAACCUAUGGUGUCGGACCGGCAGGAUUCUUGGCAACGCGAUCGCUGAUUCAACUGGCUAAGGAUGAGGAGCAGAACUUUCCGGAUGUGAGCGAAGUCGUUCUGAAGUCUUUCUACGUGGAUGAUGCACUCACCGGUGCAGACACUCUUGAAAAGGCGCUGAAGCUGAGGAUGGACAUGCAGGAGUUGCUUCGCCGCGGAGGUUUCAAGCUGCACAAAUGGUGCGCCAACGAUCCAGGGAUUCUUGAAGGAGUACCGUUGGAAGAUCGAGAAAAGCAGUUGAACUUCGUAGACAGUGAAGUGAAUGGUGUGAUUAAGACACUAGGCCUACUGUGGGACCCCGCGAGUGAUUGCUUCGUAUUUCGAGUGAAACCGACCGUGGCUUGCUCGGAACCACCGACAAAGCGACAAGUACUUUCUGAAAUUGCUAGACUCUUUGACCCUCUCGGUGUGCUGGGUCCGGUGAUUGUAUUGGCGAAAAUAAUAAUGCAACGACUGUGGCGAAAGAAGAUAGAUUGGGAUGAGACCAUUCCCAGUGAAGAACUUGAAAUGUGGAGCAAGCUACGGUCCGAGUUGUGUGAACUGAACAAUAUGAGAGUUCCUCGUCGCGUUACCGUUGACAAUCCGUCAGUAUUUGAAUUGCACGGUUUUUCGGACGCGUCGCGCGCAGCAUACGGGUGCUGUGUGUACUUGCGUAGUGUUACCAUCGAGGGCAUCGUGGAAGUGAAGUUGCUGUGCGGCAAGUCCAGAGUAACGCCACUCAAGGAGCUGAAUCGAGAAGAGAAAGAAGGAUCGCCCGAAGAAGACCUGACAAUACCGAGAUUGGAGCUAUGUGCAGCCGUCUUGCUCGCUAAUCAGAUCAAAACAGUGCGCGAAACCUUGGGAAUCGACCUUUCACGUGUCGUCCUGAGGUCCGACCUUGGGUCCGACUCGAAAAUAGUGAUAUGCUGGAUCAAACGACCGAAGCCCAAUCUACCAGUGUUUGUGCGUAACCGUAUCGCCGAGAUUCGUAAAAUAACGGAUGAUACGGAGUGGUUCCACGUUGGGACAACGAAAAAUCCAGCAGACUUGGUAUCGCGUGGGGUGCUGCCCACUGAACUUUUGAAAAGUGACUUAUGGUGGAACGGACCGGACUUUCUCCGGUCAAAUGUUGACGAGUCGACUGAUGAAAUCGUAGACAUGAAUGAACCUCCGGUUGCCUUUGAGGCCAUGACAGUUGUAACUGCGUCAUAUGAUAGUCUGUAUACAGCGAUACAAAACAGUAGCAACUUCCGAAGAUUGCAAAGAGUGUUCGGUUACGUUACUCGAUUCGUGCGUAACUGUCGUGCGAAGAAAAAUAAAGAAGAACCUCGUCGAGGAAAUUUGACAGUUGCUGAUCAUCGUGACUCACUGUAUGCCAUGGUGAGGAUCGUACAACAUGCAGUAUAUCGUGAAGAGAUUUCCUGUAUUUUGAAGGGAGAGAACGUAAGGGGUAAGUUGCGAAAUCUGCACCCUAUCUUUGACGAGAAGGAGAAACUACUUCGAGUAGGAGGUCGGAUCAGGAAUUCUGUACUUCCACAUGACCAGAAGCAUCCACUAAUUUUGCCUGAGAAGAACAGGUUCACGGAUUCGGUCAUCGAGGCAAUUCAUCGAGAAGAGCUGCAUGUGGGCCAGAACGGAUUGUUAGCGCGGGUCAGACAGCAGUUUUGGCCAGUCAAUGCAAAACGAACCAUCAAGCGUAUCGUGUGGAGAUGCGUUAAAUGUUUCAAGCUCAAACCGAGAGACGUCCAGCAGUUCAUGGGUGAUUUACCCGUAGCUCGUGUAACUGCUGCUCAACCAUUCGUCAGAACUGGAGUUGAUUAUGCAGGUCCCUUCCAUCUGAAGCAAGGUCGUCUAAGGGCACCUGUGAAAGCAUAUGUUUGUGUAUUCGUCUGCAUGACUACGAAGGCGAUCCAUUUCGAGCUGGUGAGCUCCCUGUCGGCUGAAGGAUUUUUGGGGGCCUUACAUCGCUUUACUGGACGUCGUGGGAAUGUUAGCGAAAUGUUCUCCGAUAACGGGACCAAUUUCAUUGGCGGCGAACGACAACUGACGGAACUGAGGGAUCUAUUGAAGUCUCAGCUACUGGAGAACAAGAUUGAAGAGUUUUGCCAACCUCGUGGGAUCUCGUGGAAAUUCAUUCCACCAAAGGCGCCUCACCAGGGAGGGCUCUGGGAGGCCGGCGUGAAAAGUAUGAAGACCCACCUGCGUAAGACUAUGAACGAAUCAUAUCUCACUUAUGAAGAAAUGACAACAUUGUUAAUUCAAAUUGAGGCCAUUCUGAAUUCCAGGCCAUUAUUUGAACAGAGCAAUGACCCUACAGAUUAUGAGGCAUUGAGUCCGGCCCAUUUUCUGAUCGGUCGUGAAAUGACAGCCAUUGCUGAACCGCUGUACGAUGGGCUUAAGGAAAACGCAUUGUCUCGCUAUCAGUUGGUUCAAAAACGAAAACAAUCAUUUUGGAAGAGGUGGUCGUCCGAGUAUAUUACUGGAUUGCAAGGGCGCGGUAAAUGGUACAAGACUCCAACGUUGCUGCGCGAAGGAUUGCUAGUGAUUUUGAAGGAAGAUGGCUUGCCGCCGCAAACAUGGCACCUAGGAAGGAUCAUCAAGGUUCAUCCUGGAGAUGACGGCGUCGUACGCGUGGUCACCGUUAGAACAAGCAGCGGCACAUAUAAACGAGCUACUACGAAAAUUGCAGUGUUGCCUGUAGACGAAGGAGAGCAGGAUCCAGCAAUGAAGGGUUGA